AUGCCCAUCACCGCAAAGGAAGCCGCGCCUGGUGCCGCCAUGAAGGCCGAGAUUGAGGAUUACACCAAGGCCCUCGAGGUCGUGAAGACUUAUUCCACACUGGAUGGACUUGACGUGGACACUUUGUUGGACUCUGAUAACCACGGAGCAUUGACUUAUAACGACUUCCUGCUCCUGCCUGGCUAUAUCGGCUUCCCUGCCUCCGAUGUCAGCCUGGAUACCCCCGUCACCAAGCGUAUCUCUCUGAAGGCGCCCCUUCUCUCUUCUCCCAUGGAUACCGUCACCGAGCACAACAUGGCUAUUCACAUGGCUUUGCUUGGUGGCCUGGGUGUCAUUCACCACAACUGCGCACCCGAAGACCAGGCUGAGAUGGUCCGCAAGGUGAAGCGAUAUGAGAAUGGCUUUAUCCUUGACCCAGUUGUUCUUUCUCCCAAAGCCACCGUCGGAGAGGCCAAGGACUUGAAGGCCAAGUGGGGCUUUGGUGGUUUCCCUGUCACUGAGGAUGGAACUCUGAGCUCCAAGCUCGUCGGUAUGGUCACUUCCCGUGACAUCCAGUUCCACAAGGAUCUGACCGAGCCCGUCACUGCCAUCAUGGCCACCGAUCUGGUCACUGCCCCGGCUGGCACCACCCUGGCUGAGGCCAACGAGGUGCUGCGUCGGUCCAAGAAGGGCAAGCUGCCCAUCGUCGAUGCUUCUGGCAACCUCGUCUCUCUCCUUUCCCGCUCCGAUCUGAUGAAGAACCUCCACUAUCCCUUGGCCUCUAAACUUCCUGACUCCAAGCAGCUCAUCUGUGCUGCGGCAAUCGGCACUCGUGAGGAGGACAAGUACCGUCUGAAGCUGCUCGUGGACGCCGGCCUGGACAUUGUUAUCCUCGACUCCAGCAACGGUAGCAGCAUGUACCAGAUUGACAUGUUGAAGUACAUCAAGAAGGAGUUCCCCCAGAUUGACGUUAUCGCUGGUAACGUCGUGACUAAGGAGCAAGCUGCCAUGCUCAUCGCUGCCGGUGCCGAUGGCCUGAGAAUUGGCAUGGGUGCCGGUAGUGCUUGCAUUACCCAAGAGGUCAUGGCUGUUGGCCGUCCUCAGGCUGCCGCUGUCCGCAGUGUCUCUGCCUUUGCCGCUCGCUUCGGUGUUCCUUGCAUUGCCGACGGUGGCAUUCAGAACAUUGGUCACAUUGUCAAGGGUCUGGCCCUGGGCGCCAGCACUGUCAUGAUGGGUGGCCUGUUGGCCGGUACCACCGAGUCUCCUGGCGAGUAUUUCGUCAGCAACGAGGGCCAGCUUGUCAAGUCUUACCGUGGAAUGGGCAGUAUCGCCGCCAUGGAAGACAAGAAGGCCGGUGGCAACAGCAAGGACAGCAGCGCCAACAAGGCCAGCAACGCUGGUACUGCUCGCUACUUCUCCGAGAACUCUCGUGUCCUGGUUGCCCAGGGUGUCGCUGGCUCCGUUCUGGACCGCGGCUCCGUCACCAAAUUCGUCCCAUACCUCGUUGCUGGUAUUCAACACUCCUUGCAGGACAUGGGCGUCAAGUCGCUCGAUGAGCUGCACGAGGGCGUCAACAAUGGCACUGUUCGCUUCGAGAUGCGCAGCGCCAGUGCUCAGGUCGAGGGUAAUGUCCACGGCCUGCACAGCUAUGACAAGAAGCUCUACUCUUAA
Messenger RNA from Penicillium oxalicum, 1650 nucleotides. Its product is annotated as putative IMP dehydrogenase. Lineage: Eukaryota; Fungi; Ascomycota; Eurotiomycetes; Eurotiales; Aspergillaceae. The transcript is spliced from 3 exons. Gene Ontology annotation, biological process: GTP biosynthetic process. Gene Ontology annotation, molecular function: IMP dehydrogenase activity. Gene Ontology annotation, cellular component: cytoplasm. The coding region runs from base 1 to 1650 and encodes 549 amino acids. The record is from RefSeq and is a predicted model, not a curated record.